Molecule: messenger RNA, 885 nt
Organism: Ilex paraguariensis (yerba mate)
Lineage: Eukaryota; Viridiplantae; Streptophyta; Magnoliopsida; Aquifoliales; Aquifoliaceae
Source: the annotation of a GenBank genome assembly
AUGGCAUCCCUUUCCCCUUGUAUAGCUUCAGUAAAGCUGCUAGUUUCCAUAUGCAUGACUUUACUGUUGACGACAGCCUCAGCUGCCAAUUUCUUUCAAGACGUCGACAUCACCUUUGGUGAUCUACGAGCCCAGAUAUUGAACGGAGGCCAUCUUCUCACACUAUCUCUAGACAAUUACUCGGGUUCUGGUUUUCAAACCAAGAAUGAGUACUUAUUUGGAAGGUUCGACAUGCGAAUCAAGCUUGUUCCUGGCAACUCAGCUGGCACUGUCGCCACAUUUUUUUUAUCUUCUCAAGGGUCAGCUCACGACGAGAUCGAUAUUGAGUUCUUGGGAAACUUGUCUGGGCAGCCGUACACAUUCCACACAAAUAUUUACGCACUAGGGAAAGGGGACAAAGAAGAACAGUUUCGUCUUUGGUUUGACCCCACAACAGCCUUCCACAACUACACAGUCGUUUGGAACUCUCAACGUAUCAUUUUCUUGGUGGAUAACAUUCCAAUAAGAGUAUUCAGCAACAACGAAGCUGUUGGUGUUCCCUUCCCCAACAACCAGACGAUGCGGUGUUAUGCGAGCCUAUGGGACGCCGAAGACUGGGCAACACAGGGUGGCCGAGUGAAGACCAAUUGGACACAAGCCCCUUUUACAGCAUCCUAUAUGAAUUUCAAUGCCAACGGUUGUGCUAAUUCGUCUGGGUCAUCGUGUGGGUCUACGUCCAAGGAUACUUUAGGCUCUCAAGCAUGGCAAACUCAAGGACUUGAUGCUAAAGACCUUAACAGACUUCGAUUGGUACAACAGAAGUACAGGAUUUACUACUACUGCGAUGACCUACAAAGGUUUCCACAAGGCCUUCCUGCUGAAUGCAAGCUUUCACGUUUCCUAUAA